Molecule: messenger RNA, 3007 nt
Organism: Schistocerca nitens (vagrant locust)
Lineage: Eukaryota; Metazoa; Arthropoda; Insecta; Orthoptera; Acrididae
Product: ice-structuring glycoprotein-like
Exons: 2
Biological process (GO): cell differentiation
Source: RefSeq, a predicted model, not a curated record
AUGCGCAGCCGUUUCUGCGCAGCCGUUUCUGCGCAGCCGUUUCUGCGCAGCCGUUUCUGCGCAGCCGUUUCUGCGCAGCCGUUUCUGCGCAGCCGUUUCUGCGCAGCCGUUUCUGCGCAGCCGCUUCUGCGCAGCCGCUUCUGCGCAGCCGCUUCUGCGCAGCCGCUUCUGCGCAGCCGCUUCUGCGCAGCCGCUUCUGCGCAGACGCUUCUGCGCAGCCGCUUCUGCGCAGCCGCUUCUGCGCAGCCGCUUCUGCGCAGCCGCUUCUGCGCAGCCGCUCCUGCGCAGCCGUUUCUGCGUAGCCGUUCCUGCGCAGCCGUUCCUGCGCAGCCGUUCCUGCGCAGCCGUUCCUGCGCAGCCGCUGCUGCGCAGCCGUUCCUGCGCAGCCGUUCCUGCGCAGCCGUUCCUGCGCAGCCGUUCCUGAGCAGCCGUUCCUGCGCAGCCGUUCCUGCGCAGCCGUUCCUGCGCAGCCGUUUCUGCGCAGCCGUUUCUGCGCAGCCGUUCCUGCGCAGCCGUUCCUGCGCAGCUGCUUCUGCGCAGCUGUUCCUGCGCAGCUGUUCCUGCGCAGCUGUUCCUGCGCAGCUGUUCCUGCGCAGCUGCUUCUGCGCAGCUGCUUCUGCGCAGCUGCUUCUGCGCAGCUGCUUCUGCGCAGCUGCUUCUGCGCAGCUGCUUCUGCGCAGCUGUUUCUGCGCACCUGUUUCUGCGCAGCUGUUUCUGCAGAAGCAGCUGCGCAGAAGCAGCUGCGCAGGAACAGCUGCGCAGAAGCAGCUGCGCAGGAACAGCUGCGCAGAAGCAGCUGCGCAGAAACAGCUGCGCAGGAACAGCUGCGGAGGAACAGCUGCGCAGGAACAGCUGCGCAGGAACAGCUGCGCAGAAACAGCUGCGCAGGAACAGCUGCGCAGGAACAGCUGCGCAGGAACAGCUGCGCAGAAACAGCUGCGCAGAAACAGCUGCGCAGAAACAGUGCGCAGAAACAGCUGCGCCGAAACAGCUGCGCCGAAACAGCUGCGCCGAAACAGCUGCGCAGAAACAGCUGCGCCGAAACAGCUGCGCAGGAACAGCUGCGCAGGAACGGCUGCGCAGGAACGGCUGCGCAGGAACGGCUGCGCAGGAACGGCUGCGCAGGAACGGCUGCGCAGGAACGGCUGCGCAGGAACGGCUGCGCAGGAACGGCUGCGCAGGAACGGCUGCGCAGAAACGGCUGCGCAGAAACGGCUGCGCAGAAACGGCUGCGCAGAAACGGCUGCGCAGGAACGGCUGCGCAGGAACGGCUGCGCAGGAACGGCUGCGCAGGAACGGCUGCGCAGGAACGGCUGCGCAGGAACGGCUGCGCAGGAACGGCUGCGCAGAAGCGGCUGCGCAGAAGCGGCUGCGCAGAAGCGGCUGCGCAGAAGCGGCUGCGCAGAAGCGGCUGCGCAGAAGCGGCUGCGCAGAAGCGGCUGCGCAGAAGCGGCUGCGCAGAAGCGGCUGCGCAGAAGCGGCUGCGCAGAAGCGGCUGCGCAGAAGCGGCUGCGCAGAAGCGGCUGCGCAGAAGCGGCUGCGCAGAAGCGGCUGCGCAGAAGCGGCUGCGCAGAAGCGGCUGCGCAGAAGCGGCUGCGCAGAAGCGGCUGCGCAGAAACGGCUGCGCAGAAACGGCUGCGCAGAAACGGCUGCGCAGAAACGGCUGCGCAUAAACGGCUGCGCAUAAACGGCUGCGAACGGCUGCGCAGGAACGGCUGCGCAGGAACGGCUGCGCAGGAACGGCUGCGCAGGAACGGCUGCGCAGGAACGGCUGCGCAGGAACGGCUGCGCAGGAACGGCUGCUCAGGAACGGCUGCGCAGGAACGGCUGCGCAGGAACGGCUGCGCAGGAACGGCUGCGCAGGAACGGCUGCGCAGGAACGGCUGCGCAGAAACGGCUGCGCAGAAACGGCUGCGCAGAAACGGCUGCGCCGAAACGGCUGCGCCGAAACGGCUGCGCCGAAACGGCUGCGCAGAAACGGCUGCGCCGAAACGGCUGCGCCGAAACGGCUGCGCAGAAACGGCUGCGACGAAACGGCUGCGCCGAAACGGCUGCGCCGAAACGGCUGCGCCGAAACAGCGGCGCCGAAACAGCUGCGCCGAAACAGCUGCGCAGAAACAGCUGCGCCGAAACAGCUGCGCAGAAACAGCUGCGCAGGAACAGCUGCGCAGGAACAGCUGCGCAGAAACAGCUGCGCAGAAACAGCUAGGCAGAAACAGCUGCGCAGAAACAGCUGCGCAGAAACAGCUGCGCAGAAACAGCUGCGCAGAAGCAGCUGCGCAGAAACAGCUGCGCAGAAACAGCUGCGCAGAAGCAGCUGCGCAGAAGCAGCUGCGCAGAAGCAGCUGCGCAGGAACAGCUGGGCAGAAGCGGCUGCGCAGGAACGGCUGCGCAGGAACGGCUGCGCAGGAACGGCUGCGCAGGAACGGCUGCGCAGGAACGGCUGCGCAGGAACGGCUGCGCAGGAACGGCUGCGCAGGAACGGCUGCGCAGAAACGGCUGCGCAGAAACGGCUGCGCCGAAACGGCUGCGCCGAAACGGCUGCGCCGAAACGGCUGCGCCGAAACGGCUGCGCAGAAACGGCUGCGCCGAAACGGCUGCGCCGAAACGGCUGCGCCGAAACGGCUGCGCCGAAACGGCUGCGCAGAAACGGCUGCGCCGAAACGGCUGCGCAGAAACGGCUGCGCAGAAACGGCUGCGCCGAAACGGCUGCGCAGAAACAGCUGCGCCGAAACAGCUGCGCAGGAACAGCUGCGCAGAAACAGCUGCGCAGAAACAGCUGCGCAGAAACAGCUAGGCAGAAACAGCUGCGCAGGAACAGCUGCGCAGGAACAGCUGCGCAGAAGCAGCUGCGCAGAAACAGCUGCGCAGAAGCAGCUGCGCAGAAGCAGCUGCGCAGAAGCAGCUGCGCAGAAGCAGCUGCGCAGAAGCAGCUGCGCAGAAGCAGCUGCGCAGAAGCAGCUGCGCAGGAACAGCUGCGCAGAAGCAGCUGCGCAGGAACAGCUGC